UCUUUCCGUUGCAUUUUUUUCCCUUUCUUUCUCGAGGCUAAUAAUUGUGGAAGACUGUAAACGUUGUUCAUCAUCUAUAUAAAGGGAACUAUGAGUAGCUGUUGGAGACAAGGCGUCUUGAAAGUCUCUAGUUUUCUCACACACGCAAAUCAAUUGUCUAAGUUAAGAGGCCUAGGGAAAAGAGGCAUGGCGACUGUGGAGGUGAGGCAGGCGGCCCUCAAGAGGUACCUGGAUGAGAUCAAGCAGAAAAAUGCAGGGUCCCAGGCGCUUGAGGAGAAUACCGACACGAAGAUGCUGCACAUGAAUGCUCCCCUGGGUGGCUGGAAGGAGUGGUCGACUCUAACAUACGACCACAACGUCCUCGGGGACCUGCUUCUGACGGAGAACGAACAGCUAAAGAAGAUCAAGGAGGAAGUGGAGAACAUGAUCAAAGUGCUCUCCCCUCCUGCCCCAGGUGCCUUUCCUUGGUCCGUUCCUCAGAGCUUCCCGACACUUAAUUUUCCGAUGCCUCAGAGCCGAUCCGCUAAAGUGAAAGUGGAAGAAGAGGGAACCGGUCUCGUAGAGAAGUCUUAAUGACAUUGGCUGCUAGGUAGCACCCCUUGGUUAAUCGUUUGGUGAAAUGGAGAUUCCAUUCGCUAAAUGUCCAUGUUAUGGUUCACGGCCUUUAUGAUGGGCCGGUGAGCAAUAAUUGGGGACGGACUCAUCUAUGAAUUAAUGAUCUGCUUUGGGACUGGGUCGUCAACGGUAGUGUAGGAAACGGAGACUCCGUUUCUGAAGGCUCCAUACUCGUGCCUCUCACGACUUCAAGCACUUCCAUGUUCUAUGAGUCAAGUCACCUUGGAUGUCUGUGUGCGCGUCCGAAAUAAAAUAAAUCAAUGUACUCUUUUGAUGGUGUGAUAUCUGAAUAUCAAAUAAAUUUCAGCUUGUCUAGCGUCUA
Punica granatum (pomegranate) is the source of this 937-nucleotide messenger RNA. Lineage: Eukaryota; Viridiplantae; Streptophyta; Magnoliopsida; Myrtales; Lythraceae. The record is from RefSeq and is a predicted model, not a curated record.